AUGGCGGCCACGGCGUACUCCGUGGCGCUCCUCGGCGAUGCGCCGAGGCUCUCCCUGCUCCGCGUGAAGGCCGCCUCCGAGGACACCUCCUCGGCCUCCGCCGACGAGCUCAUCGAGGACCUCAAAGCCAAGUGGGACGCCGUUGAGGACAAGCCCACCGUGCUCUUGUACGGCGGCGGCGCCAUCGUCGCCCUCUGGCUGACCUCCGUGGUCGUCGGCGCCAUCAACGCCGUGCCGCUGCUGCCCAAGAUCAUGGAGCUCGUUGGCCUCGGCUACACCGGCUGGUUCGUCUACCGCUACCUCCUCUUCAAGGAAAGUCGGAAAGACUUGGCUAGCGACAUUGAGACCUUGAAGAAGAAGAUCACCGGAACAGAAUAA
This is a messenger RNA of Panicum virgatum (switchgrass), 378 nucleotides long. RefSeq names its product protein CURVATURE THYLAKOID 1A, chloroplastic-like. The coding region runs from base 1 to 378 and encodes 125 amino acids. The transcript has 5 exons. Gene Ontology annotation, cellular component: thylakoid; chloroplast thylakoid membrane. The record is from RefSeq and is a predicted model, not a curated record. Lineage: Eukaryota; Viridiplantae; Streptophyta; Magnoliopsida; Poales; Poaceae.